ACGCGCGUGCGGGGGGAGGGGGCAGCCAUGCCGAGGGGGCGGCCUUCCAAACCCAGCAGGGAGGACAGCAAGGCCGGUGCCGAGUCAGAUGGUGUUCUGACACUGAAUACAGAGAACAGUAAUUGUUCCUACCAAGUACCAAGCUUCCAUAAGUGUGAGAUCUGUUUGCUAUCUUUUUCAAAAGUGACACAGUUCCAGCGCCACAUGAGGGAUCAUGAGAGAAAUGAUAAGCCUCAUCGGUGCGACCAGUGUCCAAUGUCAUUUAAUGUUGAGUUCAACCUGACACUUCAUAAAUGUACUCACAAUGGGGAAGAUCCUACAUGUCCUGUGUGUAACAAGAAAUUCUCCAGAGUGGCUAGUCUCAAAGCUCAUAUUAUGCUACAUGAGAAAGAAGAGAAUCUUAUUUGUUCAGAGUGUGGAGAUGAGUUUACUUUGCAGACCCAACUGUCCAUGCAUAUGGAAGAACAUCGUCAGGAAUUGGCUGGAAGCAGAACCCAUAGUUGCAAGUCCUGUAAGAAGGAAUUUGAGACUUCCUCACAGCUUAAGGAGCACAUGAAAACUCACUACAAAAUAAGGGUAUCCAAUACUAGAUCUUACAACCGAAACAUUGACAGAAGUGGGUUUACAUAUUCAUGUCCGCACUGUGGAAAGACAUUCCAAAAACCAAGUCAGUUAACCCGACAUGUUAGAAUACAUACAGGUGAAAGACCAUUUACAUGUAGUGAAUGUGGAAAAGCCUUUAACCAGAAGGGGGCAUUACAGACACACAUGAUUAAGCAUACUGGUGAAAAACCCCAUGCUUGUGCCUUUUGUCCAGCAGCCUUUUCUCAAAAAGGCAAUCUUCAGUCUCAUAUACAGAGAGUUCAUUCAGAGGUGAAGAAUGGCCCGACGUAUAACUGUACAGAAUGUAGCUGUGUUUUCAAAAGCUUAGGCAGCUUAAAUACUCACAUCAGCAAGAUGCAUAUGAGUGGUCCACAGAACUCAGCAAGCACUACUUCAGAAGCAUCUCAUGUUACAACGGAUCCUGUGGCCCAGCCUCUAAUGACGUCUCCUGCUAACCUGAUGCAACCUGUUGAUAAUAAAUGGAAGAAUGCCACACAUUUUCGGUCUCCACUUCUUCAACAGACAGAAAACCAAGUAACUUCAGCUGCAGGUCAACAAGGGCAACAGGCUGUAACAGAUGUCAUCCAGCAGCUCCUUGAGCUGUCAGAGCCAGGUCCAGUGGAAAAUAACCAGCCCCAGCAACCUGGCCAGCAACUCAAUAUUGCAGUAGGACUCAAUCGAGACAUUUUGCAGCAAGCCUUAGAAAACAGUGGGCUGUCUUCAAUUCCAGUCUCAGCGCAUCCUACAGACUGCAGCCAGGCUAAGAAUCCUACAACACAGGAUCAAAAUCCAGAUGUUCAGAAUCUUUCUAACCAUCAAGCUGACCCUAAUAAUGCAGAACAAGAUAAAGAGCAAGAAAGCCCAGAUAAGAUGGAUAAAAAAGAGAAAAAGGUUAUAAAGAAAAAAUCACCAUUUUUACCUGGUUCUGUACGUGAAGAGAAUGGAAUAAGAUGGCAUGUUUGCCCAUAUUGCUCUAAAGAAUUUAAAAAACCCAGUGAUCUAGUGCGCCACAUUCGAAUUCACACGCAUGAGAAGCCAUUCAAGUGUCCCCAAUGUUUCCGCGCCUUUGCUGUGAAGAGCACUCUCACAGCACACACAAAAACACACACUGGCAUUAAAGCUUUUAAGUGCCAGUAUUGUAUGAAAUGUUUUUCCACCUCAGGAAGCUUAAAAGUUCACAUUCGUCUGCAUACAGGUGUUAGACCUUUUGCUUGUCCUCACUGUGAUAAAAAGUUCAGAACAUCUGGCCACAGAAAGACUCACAUUGCUUCACACUUUAAACACACUGAACUACGAAAGAUGCGACAUCAGCGUAAACCUGCAAAAGUUCGAAUAGGAAAGACCAGCGUUCCAGUACCGGAUAUUCCUUUGCAAGAACCCAUACUCAUCACUGAUUUAGGUCUUAUCCAGCCAAUCCCAAGGAAUAGCCAGUUUUUCCAAAGUUAUUUUAAUAAUAGUUUUGGAAAUGAAGCAGACAGGCCAUACAAGUGUUAUUACUGCAAUCGAGCAUAUAAAAAAUCUUGCCAUCUUAAGCAACAUAUCAGAUCACACACUGGUGAGAAGCCAUUUAAGUGUUCUCAGUGCGGAAGAGGUUUUGUCUCGGCUGGAGUGCUAAAAGCGCAUAUUAGAACUCAUACUGGAUUGAAAGCUUUUAAGUGUCUUAUAUGUAAUGGGGCUUUCACUACUGGUGGUAGCCUCAGGCGACACAUGGGGAUCCAUAAUGAUCUUCGACCAUAUAUGUGUCCAUAUUGUCAAAAAACAUUCAAAACUUCAUUAAACUGCAAAAAGCACAUGAAAACUCAUAGGUAUGAGCUUGCACAGCAGCUUCAGCAGCACCAGCAAGCUGCUUCAAUAGAUGAUUCAACAGUAGAUCAGCAGAGCAUUCAUGUUUCCACUCAGAUGCAAGUAGAGAUUGAAAGUGAUGAGUUGCAGCAGCCAGAAGCUGUCACUACAGAUCAGGAAGCUAUUUUAGAACUAGACCAGCAGCAGGUGGUAGCCACAGAAGAAACAGGACUGGGACAACAAUUGACUGACCAACCUUUAGAGCAAGAUGAAGAUAGGUUUGUGACAUCCCAACAUGCUUUACAGGAGAACAUCAAUCAAUUUGAACAGCAAACUCUAACACAGCAGUCAUUUGAUCAGCAAGGGUUAUCACAAGGUUUUACAGUGAAUGAUAGCUACAAUCAACAAAAUCAAUUUUCAGCUGUACAGCAGCUACAGGAUUCAAGCACACUUGAGUCUCAGGCUCUUUCAACAAGUUACCAUCAACCAAAUCUGCUUCAAGUUCCUAAUCCAGAGACUAUUAAUGUGACUACUCGCCUCAUACAAGAUCAGUCACAAGAAGAACUUGAACUGCAUGCCCAACGCCCCCAGUUUCUUGAGGACAAUGAAGAUCAAAGCAGACGUUCAUACAGAUGUGACUAUUGCAACAAGGGUUUUAAGAAAUCCAGCCAUUUGAAGCAGCAUGUACGAUCACAUACUGGUGAGAAACCUUAUAAAUGCCAGCUGUGUGGCCGUGGAUUUGUUUCCUCAGGAGUUCUUAAAUCCCAUGAGAAGACUCACACAGGAGUUAAAGCAUUCAGCUGUAGCAUUUGCAAUACAGCUUUCACUACCAAUGGCAGCCUUACCAGGCACAUGGCAACUCAUAUGAGCAUGAAGCCUUACAAGUGCCCAUUCUGUGAUGAAAGCUUCCGAACAACAGUUCAUUGCAAAAAGCACAUGAAAAAACACCAGACGGUCUCCUCUGCAGUAGCAGCAACUGGAGAGGCCGGAGGAGGAGUUGUUUGUGUGGAAGAAGAUGAUGAAAAUUGUGAAAGAACUGCUUCCAGAAAGUCUCGGCCUGGUGUCAUCACUUUCACAGAGGAAGAAACAGCAGAACUGGCAAAAAUUAGACCUCGAGAAAGUGCCACAGUCUCAGAAAAAGUUCUUGUCCAGUCUGCUGCGGAAAAGGACAGAAUUAGUGAAAUCAAAGAUAAGCAUGCAGAACUGGAAGCGGAGCCCAAAUAUGCCAAUUGUUGUACUUAUUGUCCCAAAAGCUUUAAAAAACCCAGCGAUUUAGUCAGGCAUGUUCGUAUCCACACUGGGGAGAAACCAUAUAAAUGUGAUGAAUGUGGAAAGAGUUUUACUGUGAAGUCUACUCUGGAUUGCCAUGUAAAAACGCACACAGGUCAGAAGCUCUUCAGUUGUCAUGUAUGCAGUAAUUCUUUUUCUACCAAAGGCAGUCUAAAAGUGCAUAUGCGUCUGCAUACAGGAGCAAAGCCAUUUAAGUGUCCACACUGUGACUUACGGUUUCGUACUUCAGGACGCAGAAAAACGCACAUACAGUGUCACUAUAAACCAGAAACCAAGAGGGUCAGGAAGCCUGUUACCCGUACAUCUGCUGAGGGAUUACAACCAGUGAAUCUUCUUAAUUCUUCCACGACAGACCCCAAUGUUUUUAUCAUGAAUAACUCUGUUCUGACAGGUCAAUUUGAUCAAAAUUUGCUUCAGCAAGGACUUGUGAGCCAGGCGAUCCUUCCUGCUUCUAUGUCAGCUGGAGGUGACUUAACUGUGUCCUUGACAGAUGGUAGCUUGGCCACCCUUGAAGGCAUACAGUUACAGCUUGCUACUAAUCUGGUUGGACAGAACGUUCAAAUUUCUGGAAUAGAUGCUGCCAGUAUUAACAACAUCACAUUACAGAUUGAUCCCAGUAUUUUACAGCAGACACUACAGCAGAGUAACUUACUUGCCCAGCAUCUAACUGGGGAUCCUAGUAUGGCUCCACAGAACAGCUCCCUCCAGACAACAGAUAGCACGGUGCCAGCUAAUGUUGUUAUCCAGCCCAUAUCAGGCUUGUCUUUACAGCCAACAGUUACAUCUUCAGCUAAUAUGACAAUAGGACCACUGUCUGAGCAAGACUCUGUGUUAACAACUAACAGUAAUGGUGCACAGGAUCUCUCUCAAGUGAUGACCUCACAGGGUAUGGUGUCUACUUCAAAUGGUCAGCAUGAGAUAACAUUGACCAUAAAUAACUCAAGUUUGAGUCAAGUUCUAGCUCAUGCUGCUGGUUCCACCACUACAAACUCAUCAGAAAGCCCGCAAGAAAUUACCCUCACCAUAUCUGGUCAAGAUCUUAUUCAGCAUAAUUCUUCUGGAAGUAAUGAGUUGAAUGGGAGUUUACGACUGACAACACCAACAAUUAGCAAUCAAUCAACAGGUGCUACGUUAACUAUAAGCAAUGAUCAACUUCUGUCUCAGGGUACAUCACUGAAUGCUUCAGAACUUAAUUCGUCAAGUGGAAAUCUUCCUUCAACACCACCCAUGUCUCAAUCCACAGUUUCUGCUCAGAACUUAGUAAUGUCUUCGUCAGGAGUUGGAGGAGAUGGUAGUGUUACCUUGACCUUGGCUGAUACUCAGGGCAUGUUAUCUAGUGGUCUUGAUUCAGUUACACUUAAUAUCACUUCACAGGGUCAGCAAUUCCCUGCUUUACUCACAGAUUCUAGUCUCUCCAGCCAAAGCGGUUCGGGCUCACAACAAGUCAUACUGGUGAGCCAUACGCCACAUUCAGCAUCUACAAACUCUGAUGAAAUAACAUAUCAGGGGAACGUCCAUUUCAGUGUACACUGUGUGAUAAAGCUUUUAACCAGAAGAGUGCCCUUCAGGUGCAUAUGAAAAAGCACACAGGAGAGAGGCCUUACAAAUGUGAUUACUGUGCAAUGGGCUUUACACAGAAAAGCAAUAUGAAACUCCAUAUGAAACGAGCUCAUGGCUAUGCUGGUACUAUACAAGAAUCUGCCAGUCAGCAAGAACAAGAAGGGGAAGAUAUUAAUCGUGCUUUGAAUUUAGAAGAGGUUGUUCAAGAAUCUUCAAAUGAAUGGCAGAGUAUAACCAAUGUUUUUCGAUGACACCUUAGUUGAAAGCUUUGCUUUCAGGACUUGAAUUUCUCAACAUAUGUUUUGAAAAAAGUAAAGCAUAUGGAUUUUACAGUUGAUGCUUCAAGCAUUGAAAAUAUUAACAAUAGAAUAAUAUAUUAUAGUUUUUUUAAUUAUUUACAAAAAGUACUUAAGAAUCAUUGUUUUUGUAAGCUUGUGGGAAAAUAUUGAAAAAACAUCAAUUAAUCUGUGUUAAAUUGUCUACAAAUCAAUGAACUCAGGUAAUACUACAUGCGGUUUCAUCUUCUAAUCCACAGACAGUAUAUCUAGUUGAACAAUUUACUGGAACUUCAUAUCAGGAAAGAGUGAUUCCCUUGCAUUAGUAAAGAAGAUGAAAAGUAACUUCAUGGGAAAACCAUGAAAAUUGUCAUUUACUUUUUUAUUUUAUUUUUUUAAUGUAUAGCAAAAAUGUUUGAGGUUAGAAAGAAAAGUGUUAUGAUAGAGAUGCAUGCAGUACAGAAUUAAUUUUUACAAUGCGCAGUAAAAUGUUAAAUUUCUGUUCUUAGUUUCUUUUGGUGCAUUUGAGGAAUUUUGGAAAGUGAAUUGCCCUUGCAUUAAAUGGUAUUUAUGUAGCUAAUCUCUUGAGAGGUGACCGGGCUAUUUCCAUUCCAGUUGUAGAGACAGUCAUUAGUUUUUUCCAUCAAAAUGUCUGAGGCUUCAAACUCAGCAAUAAACAUUCAAAGAAAAUCCAAACUAAAAGAAAUUAAACUGAUUGAACGCCCCUGUUUUUAGGUUUGCCGUAAGGAUCAGCAGGCAGAUACUUGAGUAUUUGUGGAAAGCACAAGCCAUAUUCUAAAGUUGGGAGAUAACCUAAAAUUGUACAUUUUAAUAGCAAACUGGAAGUAAGCUGCAGUACAGGUCACCUCAGUUAACAUAAAAGUAAUCUGUACUGUAGACUUUUUUAGUUCCAAAUCUGUAAAAGCAUCAUUAUUUUCUCAUGCAUCAAUUCUGAAAGCAUUUUACUGUGGUGUUUGUUUUUUUGGUGUGUGUGUGUGUGUGUGUGUGUUUCUCCCCUUCCCCCCUCCCUCCCCCCAGUAAAACUACCUAGUUAACUUAAGGUACAUCUACAGCUGCGGCAGUGUAUAGAGUACAGACACAGCAUCCCCAGCUAGCAGGGGUGUAAAUAGAAGUGUAGAUGGUGAGGCAUGGCUUAGGGGGGUAGCGUAGAGUGCCCUACACAACUCAGCCCUGAUGGUAUAUAUCCAAGCAUGGCCUCCCAUGUCUAUGUUACUAAUUUCUGCAGUGUAGAGUCCCACUGCCUCUCUGUUGCCAGAGCCUUUUUGUUGCUGCCUGCACACAGCAGUAUGUAGCUACUCACCUUAGUGACAAGUAUGGAUACCACCUGCCUUUCGCCGUGGCGUGUAGCUACACGUGUAGUGCCUUUACUCUACUUGCCGCUGUAAGUGUAGACGUAACCUUAGUACUGCUCUGAAAGGUGCCACUUGUUAAGUGUAUUCAUAACAAAGAAACACUGGAGUAAAGCUUAAGUCAUGUUUUAUACAUUCCAAAGACAGAAAGCUCUUUGCUUACUUUUACUUUGUUCCUUUGAAUUUAUUUAUAUGUUAUAUAUAUAUAUGUAUGUAUGUAUAUAUAAAAAUAUAUGGGCCUCUAUGUGGCUGAUCAGUAUAUUUUGUAAAUAGCAAUCCCAACUUCAGGAAGAUUUCAUCAAGUUUUCAAGUUCAUAUGAGUACUUCUAGAUCAGUAUUGGAUUCAUUGUAAUGUAAAAUAGAGUUGGGUUUUAUUUUACCUUUUGCAAAAUAAUCGCCUUUUAUUUGCUCUCAUAUCCAAAAAACACUUUUUUCCCCUUUUGGUAAAUAUUAUAUAUACGUUGUCUGCUAUAAGACCUAGUCAUUUCAGAUUCCUGAAGAAAGAAAUCACUGUUGUUUUUGAUAGGGAAUCUCUUAUUUCUUUUGUUAACUCUUUGCAUAUGUAUAUAAGUAAUAUAGUUGGUGACAUAAAAAUAACAUUUUUGUUAUGUGGAAAUAUUUAAGUCAGAAAUGUUAAUAAUAUUAAUUUUUUUCCAACUUUGCUUUGUGUAGUUUUUAAAAGACAAUUUUAAAUGGGUAUUCUUAGCUAUUUCAAGGAAAAUGUGGAUGACUAAAAUUAUGCAGCUCAAUGUUGAACAUAGAGGACUGAAGUUCUCCUUUCAUUUCAGCAGUGCAUCUCAUUCCAGACAAGUUGUUUGGCCCUGCAAACCUGCCUUACACAUAUUGGUAACUUCUGGAUAAUGGCAACCUUUUGCUGGGAACCAAGAGGUUGCUAAUAAGCAGAAUUCACAAUACACGGAAAGCAGAUCUUUUCAAUAAAGAGGUGCUAUUUGAAAUACAUAGUCAUUUUUCAGAGAGCAAUGCUGCUUUAAGACUCUUGAUCACAUACCAAUCACGUAAUGAGUGGAUAUUUGUAAGAUAGUAAGAAACAAGUAAAUAGGGAGACUUGCCUUUUUUUCCCCUGAGUUCUCAACCCACCACAAUAGCGAGAGUCCUGCCAAUUAUGGUAAAUAUCCUUUUUGAACAUUUUAAUAAGAUACAGUAUAUAUUUUAGAAUCAUGCCUUGAAUGUCUUCUGCCUGACACAAAGGUGUUUAAUGUCCUUCCUUUAAACGUAGGAGCUGCUCCAGAUUACUUGGAUAAGUUUGAAUUGGAAACUUUCAGAUGCAUUAUAUCUGCUGAUGCUCUGUAGUAGUGAUAAGGUUGUGACUAUUACAUUGUGUCCAGGGCAAGAUCAGGUUGUUCAGGAACUUUCUUGCUAAAGUAAAGAAAUGUAAUGUGGACCAUGCCCUAACAGCAUCACACUGGAGAAAGGUAACAUCAAAAAUAAACUUUAUGUGCCCUAGAAGCCCUGGUCCAUCUUGCUGUGGCAAUUGGGCUCUCUGAGUAAAAGCAUCAUACACCGUUGAUAGCUGAGAUGUAGUUAUUAGCAAUAAAUCAAUUUAAUUUUGCCUUGGCUUAGUAUUUUCUCUCUUGUAUUUUAAGUUUUUUUUUUCCUUCAACUGUUAUGAACACCAUUUUAUGGUCAUGCCUUAAUUGGCUACUGCAGCCCAUUUAUGAUAUUUUGUAUUUUAUGCCCAACCUGGAAGAGACUUGUAUGAGAGACACUGUGAAUCUUUUAUUGGAAUACACAGUGGUAACCUCCAAAGAAGAAACUCUCAAAUUCUCCUUAACAUAAACAAGAAAAAAUCACUAGGAAAAAAAAUCAUAUCAUGAAUCCUGCAAUUUUUGAUUGUUUCUAUCUUUUUAGAUUGUAGAUAUAAGCCAUCACAAUGUAAAUAGGUUGGCUUCUUGCAGAAAACUCUCUUCAGCCAAAUAGUAUCCAGCAGAGGAGAGAACUCAUCCCUUCCCUAGUUUAUCACCCUAUGUGUUGUGAGCUUCAGUUCCUAAUUGUGAUUCAAAUGCUGACUUCAACCCAAAUCAUACCACUUGGAUUUGUGCAUGGAGGGCUGCCUGUGGCUCUUUCCACUUCCACAGAGCAGAGGGGACUGAGCUGCCUCUCCAGAACCCUGCAGUGAUUCUCAUUUCAUCUGAGGUUUAUAGUGGAGAGGGUUGGAGACUGUAGAGGCUGUGGGGCUGAGUGGGCAGGCUGUGGUUGUGAAAUUUUGCAGAAAAUGUGGAAUAGCCCAAGGAUGUAUUUUCCAUGGCGCCUCCUGACCAUGGUGGCAUGGAAGAAGUUUGUGAUAGUAGAUGUCAGAACAGCCAAGUGUGUGGGAAGGGAGUCCCUCUACUUUUUCUGUGGGGGUGGACAAAUCAAUCCAAAAUCCUAAUGGCUGUGCUCAGUGAUUGUGAGUUCAUAGAAACAGCACUUUUUUCGUAGGAGUGGCACAUGAGGCAACCCAUUUUUCCCACUGUUGUCCAUCAUAAAUUGUCUCCAUGAUAGCAACACCCUUUUCAAUUGUUCUGGGAUAGGUCAUACUUUCUCCACCAUGCCUUCUUUUUUCCAUCCAGUUGGAAUGCAAUCUAAGAUGUAGCUUGUGCUUCUUCCAUGGGGUAGCCUGAUGACCUGGGCAAACCACCAGAGCGUUUUCUAGCUGAUUAAGUCCACAGUCUGCUGACCUGUGCAGUGCAAUGCUGCCACGUUGGUUAUACAAUUGCUCCAAUGAAUUCCCAAAAUCCUUCUCAAACAACUCUGGUGAAAUGCAUUCAGCUUCCUAUUGUGUACUUCUGCCACAUUCUGCUGAGGCAUACAGUAAUGUUAGAAGGACAAUACCAUUGUACAAUCUCACGUCAAGGUGUAGUAUUUUGCUACUCUUCCAGCUGUUUGGCAAAUAAGUAAUUGAUCCACUGGCUUUGCCAAUUCUUGCCCUCAAUUCUUUAAUGAGCUGACCAUUAGCAGAAAUACUUUACUUCCAAGAUUUUUAAAACAGUCGUAAACCUUUUGUAGUCUUUUCCAUCACUCACAUAUCUGUCAGAGUUGAUCAUAUUCUCUCCUAUCUCCAUACGCUUGGUCUCAAACUCCCAUUUUGGUAGCUUCCACUUUUAUACUCAUAAAGAGUUUUUUUCGUUUCCUCAAAGCUGGUAUCCAGUAUGACUUUGUCAUCUGAAAAAUAAAAACUAGAUCCUGCAGCUCAUCUCUUGUCCAAACAAUGCCAGUGGCCUCAACAUCAGCUGUUGCUUUUCUCAUCUCAAAGUCUAUGCAAAUGCAGAAGAGAAGUGGGGAUAGUGCUCAACUUCGCUUUACACCAGUAACAAUCUUAAGCCAUUUUUUGUUCUGACAGCAUGCAGACUCAUUCUACCAAGCUUUUAUCCGAUUAACAAUCUCUGAUGGAAUUUUAUAGUGUUUCAGGAUCUUUCAGAGGGCUUGUCCGUGAACACUAUCAAACACUUCUGUAAAAUCAGUGAAGUUAAAAAGCGUCUUCUGCCAGUAUUCUAACCCUUGCUCAAUAAGUCUUCUCAAGGUGAAAAUCUGAUCUGAACGUGACCUAUCAGAUCAAAAUCCAGCCUGCUUAUCUCUGAGUUCUUUGUCAACAGCAGUUUUCAUCCUAUUCAAAAUGAUAAUGCAAAACACUUUUCCAGGUACAGAUUGGAGUGUCUCCUGUUAUCACAAAUAAAUUAAUCCACCUUUUUAGGGAUUUCACAGAAUACACCUUUUCUCCAGUCAGGAUAGGUUUUCUUUUCCCAAACCAUUCUGUACAACCUGGAUAUGUAACUCAACAUCAUUUCUUUUUGAGCUUUUAGCAUGUUUUUUACCACAGCUUGGUGUUUUACCACUCCUUAAUUGGUUUAUGGCCUUAGUUACUUUCUCAAAAGCAAGUGCUCUUAGUGAUACUGGUAAAUCCACUGUUUCUUCACAUCUCUGUGUGUAUUAGUGGUUGUGGCUGGUUGAGCGCAGCCUAAAAAUGUUCCAUCCUCUGUGGCUAAAAUUGUAUCUCUCAUUAGGAUAUUAGAAAAAAAAUGUUGGAAACCCCUUGCUAGCAUGCCUUCUCAGCUUCUCUUGCUUUGUUUUCUGUCCCUUCUGUCUUAUUUCUUCUGGCUGAUCUUCUGACUGACUUGUCUUUGUCCCCAUGUUCUUUCUGUAGAAUAGCUGUUUUAGUUCCAUCUCAUUCUUGUUGAAUUCUCUUGUUUAAUAUUUCCAUUCUUCUUUCUUAGAUCUUCUGACCCUCACUGUAGUCCAGGCUGCUUUCACACUUCAUUGAAAAAACUGCCAUUGUUCUCCUCCGCUUCUCGGUGGCUAGAACUCUUGGAUGAUGCAGCGUCUUUCUUGGGACUUAAGGAAGACUUUCUGGCAUGCUUAUGCACAUGCUUCCUUGCCUCAUGGCUAGACCCCGGCAUGGGGUCCAUAACACUGGUACUGGUGGAACUGGACUGGAGCUCUGCAGUAGGAGGUGCACUCCUCGAUUUGCUCAGCCCGAUGUAUGGCGUGGGUGCAAGAGGUGUCCCCAGCCUGGAUAUAACAGCAGACCAUGCGGCGAUGCUGCUUAAGGUGAGAGAACUCAGCCUUCCCAGGUACGGGCAGGGAAGGAGAGGCAGAUACUGCACUUGGACACAAGCUGGGCUCCUCCCAAGCAGUAUAGGCAGUCCUGGUGGUCAUCACUGAUCAAAAAUGAGCAAGGGCAGGAAGCGCAAAUCUUGAACCCCGUUGUCUUCGUCCUAAUCCCGUACCCAGGCCUGGGUGCUCGGUGGAGAGGUCUGAUGGGAAACCACCGAAGCAAUGUUCCCAAGCUCCUUAAAUCCUAGGGAAAACUGCUUCUAACAGUAAAAACUACUACCAAAAAAAUGAAAUGCUAACUAUGUAUAAGAACAGGAUUUUUUUAAUGCAAAGUUUGAAGUGCGUCACAAGGGAUGAGAGAACAGCAGAAACUUUGACUUGGACCAUGCAGUGGAGAGAAGCAACUGAGAGCGCAGUCAGUCCACCCCGCCAUUAAUCACCUUGGUCGAUAUCAUGAGGCAAAACAAGGGUGCAUGUGCGGCUCACCGGACACUACUACUUUUAAAAAGCUCUGGCUCAGUGUAUGCGCAUAACACUCAGUGGAAUACAAUAGGGACCAUCACUUGAAGAACUACUACUAGUUUUUGAGUAUCAUGCUGUCUGCCUUAUGUGGUAGUGCCAUCUUUAGUUUUAUUUUGAUUCUCCCAAUAACAAGAUGGUUGUCACUUCCAAUAUCAGUACUCGUAUACACCCUGGUGUUCAACAGUGAUCUUCUGCAGUGCCUAUUAAUGGCAAUGUGAUUAAGCUCUUUCUGGGUGAAGCCAUCAUUUGAUCUCCUUGUCAACUGAGGGAGAAUCAAAACCCCAAGGAGGUUCUGAAAUGGGAUAUCUUCACAGCUAAGGUUAAGACUAGAAUUGGGAGUUGGCAUGUUAGCUUACUUUGCAACACGGUAGACUAUUUCAGAGAAAUGAAAAUCUUUGGCUUAAGUCUAGCUGGACUGAAAUGAGAUGAGAUGGACUAGACAAGGUAAACUACCAUUGGAAGGUGUGACUUUUAUUUUUUAUUCUGGAAGAGAGGAUGGCAAACAUCAGGAAGACAUAGGCUUAUUAUUGAGUAAGGAAGCUACUAAAGCACCAAAGAAGUGGGAACCUGUAAACUCAGACAUAUUGACUACUUGCUUUGUGAUAGUUCAGUGUUAUGUGCAAGAAAUUAUAGUGAUGAACAAGUCAAACAUGGUUUCUGUGAAAGAUUGCAGAGUGGCCUUGGCAAGAUCAAUAAAUAUAACAGUUAUUCUUAUGGGAGAUCUAAAUGCACCAAUUGGGGAUGAUAAUACUACGUAUGAGCAUGUUAUGGUCAGAUAUGGUAUCCCACGACAGUACCAACAAUGGGGAAAGUUUUGUUGAACGCUGCUACCUAUAAUAUCUUUGUAUUUUGGAAACAAUAUUGCCACACAAGGAAAGAGACACAAAUUGCCAAAAUAUAAUGACCUAAUUUUCAAAAGUUCUGAACACCUGCAGCUCCAAUUGACUUUAGGGAGAUUUGCAGGCAUGAAACACUUUUUGAAAAUCAGGCCAUGAAGAAGCAGGAGAUCAUGCCAACACUGAAAUAAUGAAACAGAUUAAAUGAAAUAAAUUGAGAGGAGAGACAGAAUAGUCAAUUUACGGAUCUUGAUGUACCACCGUUGUGCAGUCUUUGCUUUUUUUAAGAAAACUUUGGCGGACAUUUUAGGUCCAGCAACUUCUAUAGCAUUGCAUUGGUUUCUCUGAAUUUAGUUCUGACUUUGAGAAUUGUCAGAUAGACUCAUCAUUGCUGAUCCCCUCACAGAGCAUCAUUCAUCUAAAAGUUAUUUAGAUAGAUAUAAGGAGAGCAAAAGAAUUUCCAUCACAAGAAAUGUUUGGCAAUUUCCAGAUAGUGAUUCUUGGAGUGUCAUGGAACUGAGCAUCCUCCCUCUCUCACUACCCACUGCUCUUUGGUAGUCUUGUCUCAUGCAUACAGUUAAUCCAUGGGCUAGACUUCAUGUGACAGUGCUUCAUAGAUUCCUUUUAUAGGCCUGGAACCAUUUUCAACAGGAGAUGCAAAGGAAAGUGAAAAUAGUAUCCAGAGUAAUUUAAUUCAUCUGGCUGAGGGACUAAAACCCAGAUCACUUGAAGCAUGUUAGAUGCAAAUAAACAGACUUCCCAAAGAGUCGGAACUCCUUCAGCAUGCUCCAUCAGAACUGCCUGGGCAGAAGAGGUGCUUUCAACCACAAAGGAAAUCUUACAGAAUUGUUGCCCAUUAAGAACUUAUGAAGUACUGCAAGCUUGACUUUCACCCUGCUCAGGCCUGCCAACAGUAAUUCUGGGCACCAGGGCCGUCCUUAGCGGGGGUAGAAGUGAGAAAUCUGUCACUUCUGGGACCAACCCCAUGCUGGCCCACAAGGACCGGUCCCAGAGCGUUUGCGCGCUCCUAGGAGCCCUGUGGCCUGCCCAGGUGAU
This is a messenger RNA of Trachemys scripta elegans, 13845 nucleotides long. RefSeq names its product zinc finger protein 236 (gene ZNF236). Gene Ontology annotation, cellular component: nucleus. Gene Ontology annotation, molecular function: DNA-binding transcription factor activity, RNA polymerase II-specific; RNA polymerase II cis-regulatory region sequence-specific DNA binding. NCBI's taxonomy places the organism in Eukaryota, Metazoa, Chordata, Testudines, Emydidae. Gene Ontology annotation, biological process: regulation of transcription by RNA polymerase II. The record is from RefSeq and is a predicted model, not a curated record.